Messenger RNA from Lampris incognitus (smalleye Pacific opah), 2130 nucleotides. It is a transcript of the gene pycr1b, whose product is annotated as pyrroline-5-carboxylate reductase 1b. Gene Ontology annotation, molecular function: pyrroline-5-carboxylate reductase activity. The transcript has 9 exons. NCBI's taxonomy places the organism in Eukaryota, Metazoa, Chordata, Actinopteri, Lampriformes, Lampridae. Gene Ontology annotation, biological process: L-proline biosynthetic process. The record is from RefSeq and is a predicted model, not a curated record. Bases 126 to 1100 code for a protein of 324 amino acids.
GUUGGGGUUGAGUAAGGGAGGAAGCCACGUUGACAAAAAGUAGUGUUUUGUCUCAUUCCCAGGCUGGCGAAUAACGGUACUUUAUUUGCAUCUUUCAACUCCGGAUUAGAACAACUAAAAAAAGAAUGAGCGUUGGGUUCAUCGGAGCCGGCCAACUGGCUCAUGCGUUGGUCAAAGGUUUCACCGCUGCAGGGGUGAUUGCUACCCAAAGAAUAACCGCCAGUUCUCCGGACACAGACCUGCCAACUGUUGCUGGACUGAGGAAAAUGGGGGUACAUCUGACCACCAGUAACAAGGAGACAGUCAGUAAGAGUGAUGUGCUGUUCUUGGCUGUAAAGCCACACAUCAUCCCCUUUGUCCUGGAUGAGAUUGGACCUGAUAUUGAGGACCGCCAUCUCAUUGUGUCCUGUGCUGCAGGUGUCACCAUCAGCUCCAUAGAGAAGAAGCUACUUCAGUAUCGGACAGCUCCUAAGGUGAUGAGGUGUAUGACUAAUACUCCAGUGGUGGUGAGAGAGGGAGCUACUGUUUAUGCCACUGGAACACACGCAGAGGUGGAGGAUGGCAGGUUACUGGAACAGUUGAUGGCCAGUGUGGGCUUCUGUACAGAGGUGGAGGAGGACCUCAUUGAUGCUGUCACUGGGCUUAGUGGUAGUGGACCUGCCUAUGCAUUCACAGCUCUAGAUGCCUUAGCUGAUGGAGGAGUUAAGAUGGGUCUGCCCAGGAGACUGGCUGUUAGACUCGGAGCUCAGGCCCUACUGGGAGCGGCUAAGAUGCUGCUGGAAUCCGAACAGCACCCUGGCCAGCUGAAGGACAAUGUUUGCUCACCAGGGGGCGCCACCAUUCAUGCUCUGCAUUUCCUGGAGAGUGGCGGCUUUCGCAGCCUUCUGAUCAAUGCUGUGGAAGCUUCAUGUAUUAGGACUCGGGAGCUGCAGUCUCUGGCAGACCAAGAGAGGAUCUCUCCAGCUGCCAUUAAGAAGACCACACUGGAUAAGGUUCUGCAGCAGCCUGGUGUUAGUGUGAGUGGAACAGCCAAUGGCAACGGCAAACCAGGACUCAGCCUCUUCAACGGUCGCAGCCCCGGGAUCAAGAAAAAGAACUGAGUGCACAGAUUAAUUUCCCAUAUUUAAGUCUGCAAACAUUCGCAUACAUGCAUACAUACUAGAUUUCCACAAAACCCCACCAGAGAAAAACCUUUAGAAUGAACUAUGAUCUGGAAUUGCAUCCAGAUGCCUAUGCCAAACCGUGCAUGUCUAUAAACAGGUUACAUGCAAACCAACCGGGCUAUGUCCCCACCAAAGUAUAUGCAAGCACCCAUGUACACCGCAUGUGUGAAGUGCACAGAUUCAAAGCCUUACAUUGUGAUAGAGGACUUCUGUUGACACACAUACACACACACACAUAUACAUGCAUAGACAUUCAAAAACAAACAAGUAAAAGUUGACUUGCAGUCUGCUGUCUUGUCUGCUCGGUCUUUUGAUUAAUACUGUGAGUGUGCCCAGUUAAAUGGUAAUGACCCAGUGGCCAUCAUGAAAUCUUAAAGCACACCAGGCAGCAGAUGGCAGUUGUGAUACCAUCUUGCUUUUAAAUGUAGGUAUUUCUUAUCCCCCCCCCCCUUACCUGGAAUGAAGCCGCAUCAUGCAACUAAAACCUUUGCUUUCUUUUGCCAUCAUGACACAAUCAUUUUUGUGUCCUUGUGUUUGAAGGGCCCAUAUUGUUAAUGCUGUAGGAUAUAUAAGCUGCGUUAGAUGUUUUUUUUUUAAUAUAUAUAUAUAUAUAUAUAUAUAUAUAUAUGACAAAGUUGUAUAUAUUGAUAAUUUUCAUCAUUUGUUUAAUAUCUUAAUAGGUUCUGUUGCUCACUUUAUACAUGGUGCUAUAUGGAAUGUUACGGUAACACAAACUUUAUUAGACGUCUGAUGAUGGCUUCUUCCUCGGGUCCCUGUCUUUAAUUCCAGUUCGUCUGUCAUUUUGUAGACAUUGUCGAUCUGCAAGCCAAAUCAAAGCUGUAUCAUAGAAGUUCUAACUUUUUAACUUGUUAUGAAGUCGCUCAUGUUUUCUGUAAUGAGGGAAUUUUAAUGAUAUUACCUGAAAAUGUUAAUGAAAAACUAAACUAACUUUAUAUCCGUGCUCAAA